AUGGCUGAGUCACUAACUGAUGUUCCUAGCUGUACAGAAAUUGUGGAGACCAGCGAUGAGGGAAAAAAGAAAUCCAAAUUUAAAGCCUUCAGGAGCUUUUUUGGCAAGAAAAAGAAAAAAGACCCUGAUGACCUACAGGGAGGGAGACUCUUAAAGCCAUCUUUGUCCAACAGCAAUAUUAACACCUCUUCUCUGAAGCAAGUUGAUGGUGACCAACCUGGUGAACCUAGGAUCAAGAGCAACAUGGGGAACAAAGCCCUAUCCCAUGAUAGCAUCUUUAUGUUGGAUCCUGAGAUUGAAAGAUCAACAGGCAAAAUGCACCCCUCUUUGGAAUCCCAGAGAGGCAGAUCUCUGCAGAGAAGUCAUGUUUCCAGAACUCUGCCUAGAAUUGGGACUAGUAAUGUACAUGGAGCUUUAUCUGGAGCUAUGUUUGGAGUUGUCCCUCGAUAUGUACCCAGAAGUGGAGUCUGGGUUGCAGGUUCCAAGAUCACUGAGAUCCCACCACUGCGCCCGCGCCAGCCCAGCAUCAGCCCACCUCUUAUCCGUUCUGGCACAAUUUCUAAGGACUUGGAAGAAAUGUCUGGUGAUGAUGAGCUACCUAUGAACCCACAAAUGAAGGCUUCAUCACACAAGAUCUUGGCAGCAAAGAAGAACUACUCUGAAGCAUCAACUGGAACCGGUCUCUCACAGUCCUCAACUGCAUGUGCUUCUUCCAAUGUUACCCAGCAGCCUGUUGGCUUUAGCAUCCCAGCCACCACCCAGGGCUGCCUGGAUUCUUCAGCUGCUCGACACAAAAUGGCUUUAAAUCCCAGGAAACAAAAAAAGAAGAAGAGCCUUCAAGCGAGUAUGAAACCAAAGCAGGACGAGACAAGCCUUUCACUGAUUUCUGAAGGAGAAAAGAGUACAAAUAACCCAAAAGAAAUUGAUCAAAAGAAGCUGAAUAAAGAUGGUACAGGUACCUUGAACCAGGACCCGAGCAACAAAACUGAGAUUUAUGAUCAGAAGAUAGCCGAACAGGCUUCAAACACAGAUCCUACUGGGAGCAUGGGCUACCCAAUGUUGGCAGCAUAUGGAAGAAGACGUAGAAGGAAAGGUUCAAGUAUUUCGGGAACAAAUGAGUAUGGGCGCAGAGGAAGAUGCCUUCUACCAUCUUGUCAACUGCAUAUCCUGGGUGAUAGAUAUGAUUAUUCACAUUUGGAGAAGACUGCCAGUGAUUGCCCUUUCCGGCACUUAACCUUUGAGAAGCAAACCAUGGAGCAGUUCACAACUCCACAGGCAGAAAGUACUACUUCUCAGGAGUUGCUUUCAGAUAAAGGUGACUUGGUAAAGAAGAAUGUUGGCCUAGAAGUUAAAGCCAAAAAAGCAUCAGCACCACAACCCAUACCUAAAGACAUGGUAGAAUCCAUGGUGAGUGGUCCACCACUCUACCAUGAAAAUGGGGCCUGUGGAGCCAAGAAGCAAGAUGGCAGAGCUUCUCUUUUACCAAUGGUAGGAAGACUUUCUAAAGCCCAAGAAGAGGACAUUCUUUCAGUGGCAGUAGAGGCUCAGGUGCUUAGGGAUUCUUCACAUGUCCAGUCAGGGGAAGAAGAAGCUUCCAGCCAUGGUUUGCAAAAUUCCCAGUCCAAAAUGGAGUUAGCCCAGGGUGUUCCAACUAUCUGCAAAGAAAAGUCUCCUGGAAAUAUUCUCCAGGGCUUUACAGUCAUUAUUCCAGGUGUGGCAAGUACAGUAGCAGAGGGAAGCCUUUCUACAGAGAGGCUAUCUCCCAGAAGCCUUUCCCAGUCUUUGGAGAAGCCUGAAGAUGAAGAAGUGUCCUCAGAUUCAAAUAGUGCUUCAGAGGAGGGGAGUGUUCAGGAUCAGCGGGCUCCUGAACAUUCCUUCCAGUCCCCACAGAAGCUUGAAGGUGAACAAGAAGGCUUCCCAGAAUCUGAAAGUUUUGUUGAAAUGAGCGGUUUGGAACAGAAUCAGGGUCCUGAAUAUUCUCACAAGUUCUUGGGAAAGCCUCAACCUGAAGAUGCCUCCUCAGAAUCAGAUAGUAUUCUUGAGGAGGGGAGAGAUCCUGAGGAAAUGGCCGCCAUUCGCUUCUCCCGAUCCUUGCGGAAGCUUGAAGCAGUCUUCUCAGAAUCAAAAAGAUUUGCUGCCGCCUCCAGGUCUCAGGAGAAGCUGGUUUUACAGGAACCUGAAGAUACAGAAUUCUCCACAGAAUCAAAUAGUUAUGCCGAAAAAUGCAACAGUGCUGAUGAUUGGAGCAGCUUGGAGGAAGAUGUAUCUCUCAGAAACUCUGACCAGGCCUUGGGGAAGCCUCAAGACCAAAGAGAAGUGUCCUCAGUUUCAAAGAACACUCCUAAAGAGUGGAGAGUUUCGGUCAAACAGAUGCCCCCCAGGCACCCUCCUCAGAUAGUUCAGCAACAAGUGUUCUCAAGUUCAGUGAGCCUUUCUGCAGGAUAUAACAGUUCUUUGGAGCCAGUAUCUCCCAGCUGUCCUUUCCAGCCAUGGGUGAGCCCUAAAUUUGGGCCAAAAGGUCCCACAGGUCCAGAGAACAGUGCAGUUGAGUGGGGCAUUUUUAUGGAUCCACUGCCUCCCAGAAUGGCUUCUAAGCGACUAAAGAGGUCUCUAGUUGAGCAAAAACUCUCCUUACAUUCAGAUGUUACAACUAGGGAAGAAGUUAUUUCUAUGGAGGUGCUUCCCAGGUGUUCUUCCCAACCCUCAGUGAGACCAAAAGUUGAGAAACAAUUAUCUUUGGGUGCAGACAGUGCUGCAGUUGUGGGAGAGGUUUCUAUGGAGACACUGCCUCCAAAACUUCAUUCUCAGUCCAUGAGGAGACCCCUAAUCCAACAACAGGUCUCUGCAAGUCCAAGGAGUACUGCUGUGGAGGGGAGCAUUUCUGUGGAUCUAAGGCCUCCCACACACCCUUUCCAGACAUGGCUGAACCCUCCAGUGGGGCAGCAAACUUCCUCAUUUCCAGAGAGCAAAGCUGUUGAAGGGCCUACUAUACUUCGUUCCAAGCCCUUGAUAAACCCUAAAGUUCAACAAAACAUGUUCUCGGGUUCAGAAGGUAUUACUUCUGUGGAACCACUGUACCCCAAGUAUUCUCCCCAAUCCAUAACAAAUCCUCAAGUCCAGCAAAUGUUCUCAGAAGACACUGCUGUUGAAAAGGGCAUAUUCAUGGACCUGCCCCCUGGAAAACAUUUGAUGAGGCCUCAUUUCCACCCACAAAUGACUGUAGACUCAGUGAACAUUUCUUCACAAUGGGCCAAUCCUGAGGAGCCAGUGUCUGCCAGACACCCCUUCCAACCAUGGAUGAACCCUACAUUUCAGGAAAAUGUCUCUGCAGGUGCAGAGAACCCUCAGGUUGAAGGGAACGUUUCUACAGAGUCAGUGUCUCCCAGACACCCUUUGCAGUCGUGGCUGUUCUCUGCAUUUAAGCCAGCCUCUGCAAAUUCAGAGAGCUCUGGUACCCAGUGGGGCAUCCCUAAAGCUCCACCAAUUCCCAAAAUAUCUCCUCAGCCCCCGAUGAGACCAGUAAUGAAGCAACCAGUCUCCAUGGGUUCAGCAAGUGCUUCUGCACAAUGGAGUGGUUCUCUGGAGCCAAUGCCAAGAAACCCUUUCCAGUCAUGGGUGAGCUCUAAACUUGAGCAACAAACCUCUGCAGGUCCAGAGAACUCUGCAGCUGAAGGGAGCGGUUCAAUGGAAUUGAGACCUCCUGGACAUCACUUACAAUCCCAGAAGAGACCAGCAGUCAAACAAGAAAUCUCCUCAGGUUCAGUGAGCACUUCUAUAGAACGGAGCUGUCCAAUACCUCCCAGAUAUACUUACCAGCCAUGGGGGAACCCUCAAAUUGAGCAACAAGCCUCUACAAGUCCAGAAAGUGUUACCAUUGAGGGAGGCAGUACUAGAGAGAUGCUGCUUUCCAACCCUCAUUCCCGUUCUGUUAUGAAGCACAUAGUCCAGAAAGGGUCCCCAAGUUUUGAGAAUGCUACUGUUGAGGAAGGUAAUUCCGGGAGGGCAUUGCCUCCUGAGUAUCCGACCCAGUUCUCAGUGAGGUCUAAAGUUCAGGAAAUGUCCUCACGUCUAGAGAAUCCUGCUGGUGAAGAAGAUUUUUCUAAGAAACCACUGCUUCCCAGUCCUUCCCAGUCAUUUGUGAAGUUUAUGGCACAGCAGAUCUUCUCAGAGAGUGCUUCUAUUCAUGGGGGCAUGUAUGCAGAUCCUCUCUCGCUAAGUCAUCCUUUCAAAUCUUUGCUGAGGCCUAAAAUGGAACACCACGUUUUCUCAGAUUGGGAGAAUGCUGACAUUGAGGGAGGCACUUCUUUGAAGAAGCUGCCUAUGAAGCACCCUUUACAGUCAAUGGGGAGGCCUGAAGGCCCACAAGAUGCUCUCUCAUAUUCAGAGAAUGUCCCUAGCAAGUGGAGCAGUUCUAAAGGGCAGGGACCUACCAGACAGUUUUCCCAGGUCCUGGGGAAGUUUGAGUACCAGCAGGAAGUCUCCUCAGUUUCUGAUGACUCCCCAGAAGAGUGGAGGAUCUCUGAAGAGCAUAUGCCUUCCAGACACCCUUCCCAAACUUUGGAUGGAUCUGAGAAGUCACCAAUUUUAUCACCAGGCUCAGGGAAUGUUCCUGUAGAUUGGAGCAGUUCUGCAGAGGCCUCCUUUCCUGUUAAUCCUUUCCAGGCAUAUGGAAAUCCUGGAUACCAGCAACAGACCCACUCAAGUUCCACAAAUGUUGCUGGUGAGGGAACCAUUUUUGAGAACAAUCCAGGCAAUUGGUCCUUAUCAAAAUGCCCUGUUUCUCCAAAGAAAACCAAGAAAUUCAGCCAAGUUUCAGAAGACUUCAUUAAGAGCAUCCCAGUCUCUGCUAACAAACCUGGGAAGUUCAACAUUACUCUUCCUGGGAAAACACCCAUUUCUGGGAGUGCUUACAUUAAGGAGGAAGUUCUUCAGAGUGGUACUGGACAUAAUGAUGGCCAUACCAGCAUACCCAGCAGUGAAGCUGAGGUGGAAAACCUUUUUGGAGUCCGACUGAGAAGAAUCCCUUCUCCACAGAAACUUAAGAAUGAGAAACGAGAUAAUUUGGCACCAUUUUCUUCAGUGCCCUUGGGCCCAAUUGCACACUCUGUGGGCAAGGAACAGCGCAUGAGAAGAAGCAAUCCCCAAGUGUUCCUGAGUACCCCAGAAGACCUCAGUGAUAUAGCUAACUUUGCGGAGAAGCAACAGAACAGGAAUAAAUUGGAAAGCAUGCUCAAGAGGCCACCAGUUUACAUACCCCCAGGAAAGUCUUCUUGUCACCAGUCAGACUGUGCCAUCGCAGAGGCAGUUUGGAUAACCAUGACAAAGCAGAGACAGAGAGGCUCCCAGGCCUAUGUUCCUAAAAAAGAGCUAAAACCCACAAGUAGAACUGGAGCCAACGAUGAGACCAAGGAUCCUAAAUAUGGGGGAGCUGGCUCUGCAAAUGAAAGCCAAGUAAAAAAGAUUUUGACUUCUACUGUCCAUAUACAGGAGAAGAUGCCACCAACGAAGCCACCUAAGCCUGCCAAAUCAGUUGCUUUUGAAGAUCAGAAGACACUUCGCAUGUCUGCGAUAGAUAAAGAAACUAAACGAUCUUCAAGUCUUCCAGCUGGGCCCGAACAGCCACUGGAGCAUGUUGUGCCUGUGGAGCCAGAUGAGCCUGUUUGGUUCUCUAUGGCCAAGAAGAAAGCCAAAGCAUGGAGCCACAUAGCAGAGAUCAUGCAAUAA
This is a messenger RNA of Urocitellus parryii (Arctic ground squirrel), 5724 nucleotides long. RefSeq names its product KIAA1210 ortholog. The record is from RefSeq and is a predicted model, not a curated record. NCBI's taxonomy places the organism in Eukaryota, Metazoa, Chordata, Mammalia, Rodentia, Sciuridae.